CUAACUUCGACCCUAACACGCUGACCUUUCUCUCUCCUCUCCUGGGAUUUUUUUUUAUUUCUAUCCUCUAUCUAAGAAUCACCGGCAUUGGUUCACCGUAUUCCUGGAAUACUUCCCCUUGGCUGCCUACCAACGCACUCGGUCCCUGGUUUCCCCUGACGCCGAGCGGUCCCACUCUAGAAAGCGGCAACGGUAGACUUUCGGUCUACUCGUGACUUCCUGACAUCUCUCUUCGACACGGUUGACGACCAUUGCACCGGCACGAAGAUUGGCUUUCUGUGAUUGAGGAAACGGAUAUACAACUAUUACCUGUCCCGUGACGGCUCCUCCGUCUCUCUUUCACCCUCCAUCCUCCACCCUCCCCUCCCCUCCCCUCCCCUCAACCGGUAUCCUCAUGUCCUCCGGGGGCUUGACUCGCCGACGAGGCGGCGGUCGAGCCGCUGGCGCAGACGAGCAAGAUGACAGCCGCGUAUCAUCGCCUGUCUCGAGGAACGGUUCUGCGAUGGACACGCGCGGUCCGGAGACCUCAUUCACCAGCGCGGAGAAUGGUCACAAGAUCGCAUUCGACCCCCGCGACCUUAGCGAAACCGAAGAACGAAGCAAGCAACCUAAGCUCACCCUUAUGGAGGAGGUGCUAUUGCUGGGACUGAAAGAUAAGCAGGGCUACUUGUCCUUCUGGAACGAGAAUAUCUCCUAUGCCCUGCGAGGGUGUAUCGUUAUCGAACUUGCGCUCCGCGGCCGGAUAAGCAUGCAGAAGGAUUCGUCGCGACGACGCUUUCCCCUGGCCGACCGCAUCAUCGAGGUCGUGGAUGAUACAUUGACCGGCGAAGUCUUGCUGGACGAGGCACUGAAGAUGAUGAAAUCGAGCGAGAAGAUGAGUGUGAACUCAUGGAUUGACUUGAUGAGUGGUGAGACCUGGAACUUGAUGAAAAUCGGAUACCAAUUGAAACAAGUACGCGAACGAUUGGCCAAGGGCCUUGUGGAUAAGGGCAUCCUGCGAACCGAGAAACGUAACUUCCUCCUUUUCGACAUGGCGACACACCCGGUGGCCGACGGCGGCGCCAAGGACGACCUUCACAAACGAGUGCGCAACAUUUGCACCAACCGCACAGUGAUCAUUCCUCCGAGCCCAUGGCUGCCCGAGGACGCCGAGUUUCGCUAUCUUCGCACGGUGACGAUGGUCUGUGCUGCAUAUGCAGCCAACGUACUGGAGAAUGCUCUGGUGACCAUGAGCCAUGAGGCUCGCGAGAGAGCGUUUGCGCAGGUAGAUGAGCUUCUGGCCGAAUACUCGCAAUGGCCAUUCGGUCGCCGGGCUGGUGGUUCGCAGGCGAUCGGAGCCAAUCUGGCCCAGGCGAUCAACGACGAGAUCAACCGCGGCAAUAAGGAUCGCGAGCUCCAAUUGGAGAUCGUUGCGGCGUGUCUGAGCGUUUUCACCAGACUUGAUUCCCUACUCUAAACUGAUAUACCGUGUCGCUUCUAAUGCAGUCUUCUUUUCCCUUCGUCUAUCCCCUCUAUAUCUCCCCACCUCGUUCCAUUCUCUACCGUCUCUCCAUGGGUUGCACCUUGUGUCCUGGCUUUCUCGUUUUUCAUGGGGAUUUUACUUCUCUUCUGUUCACUCAUGUAGUUUGUCAUCAUGUGGGUUGGAAUUGGGCAGAGCGUUUUUCCUUGUCAUAUUGAACUGUCUGAUCAAAAUUCAUUCUUGUAUGGAAUAUUUCUGGGCUUCCGAUCUAUCGUCCUGGUCACUAGUCCUUCUCUUCUUCAUCACUUACGUUCUCACUCAAUUUGCCUUCUUUGGUGGAGCUGUGUUCGUUGAUAACUCCAGACAUCGCAGGUCUCGAGGCUGAAGCUAACACGAUUUUCAAGAUCCCUAUUGGUACGGACUGAUCUAUGUCAUCCUUUCACCUUUUCUGAUCACUUGAUUGACCCUUCGACUUCGAACAUUCGCGGGUUUUGUUGCUUUUGGCUUGAUGCAGCUGAUCAUUUUUCCUGCACGCACAAAAAACCCUCAAAUGAGCCUUUUUUUUUUCUCUUUUUUUUUUUUGAAGAUUCUUUUCUCUGUUCUGAUCUUGUCUUCUAUCAUGGCCAUCUUUAAUUGACUUUUGGUAUUAUUGCCUGGUUAUUCUUUUUCUGCUUCAUCAGGGCUGUGGGGCGUCCAUCAUAUCGUGGCCGUACAAGAAUCUGAUGAAUCGAUUGCUAGCAUAUUGAGCUGAAGCAAAGCCUUGAAUAGUUCAAUUGACGCGAACCACCAUCAUCACUCCUCGGCGAGCAGCACCAGCCGCCACGGCAUGGUCCUUCAACAACCAGUCCGCAUGCAUGAGAUCUGUGACCUGCUCGGGCCUCCCUCGGACCAUAUUGCUCUCGACGAGCUCUACAAUGCCGGCCAGCGAGCUUGCAUCGGGAUUCACAGGCACAAACAUCGUCUUGAUUCCGCGCUUUCUUCGGCCGAGGGUAUCCAGACGGUCAGAAACCUCCGGGUGCUUCGCCGGCCAGGGAUCAACAGCCGUCAAAACUGCUCCUCCAUCUUGAACAACUGCAGGUGAAUGAGCCUGUUGGAAGACAGCCCCUCCAGCGCAAUCCAAGACCACAUCAACGGGUUCCCACCGCUGG
Penicillium brasilianum is the source of this 2607-nucleotide messenger RNA. Lineage: Eukaryota; Fungi; Ascomycota; Eurotiomycetes; Eurotiales; Aspergillaceae. The record is from the annotation of a GenBank genome assembly.